Entrophospora candida is the source of this 2361-nucleotide messenger RNA. NCBI's taxonomy places the organism in Eukaryota, Fungi, Glomeromycota, Glomeromycetes, Entrophosporales, Entrophosporaceae. The record is from the annotation of a GenBank genome assembly.
AUGACGUGUAAUAAAACCACUACUAAAAUUUUGAUUGGGACUACGGGUAGCGUUGCAAGUAUUAAACUGCCAGUACUUGUAAAAUCUUUAUUGGAGUUUGAAAAUGUAGAAUUAAAAAUCAUUUCUACUGAUAGAGCUUUACAUUUUUUUGAUAAAGAAGCAAUAAAGAAAGAUUAUGGAAUACAAGUCAUAACAGAUGAAGACGAAUGGAAGUAUCGAAAUUGGGCAGAUGUUUUUUUAAUUGCACCAUUGGAUGCUAAUACACUUGCAAAAAUAGCAAAUGGGUUAUGCGAUAAUUUACUUACUUGUAUAUUAAGGGCAUGGGAAUUGGGAAAACCGGUGAUAGUAUGUCCAGCAAUGAAUACUCAUAUGUGGAAUAAUCAAUUUACUGCACAGCAUUUAUCGAUUCUAAAGAAACAAUUAAAUUUUGACAUUAUUCAACCAAUUAGUAAAACUUUGGCUUGUGGAGACACAGGAAGACGUGGAAUGCUAAACAGAUAUUUAAUUAGUCCUUACAUAAAAACGCCAACAUUAAAUUUAUUUGAAACUUUCAAACAAAAUAAAAAAAUUUUUAAACAAAAAAUUUUUUAUUCUCAAUUUUCGGCAUUAUCUUCCAAUGGAGAAGUUCCAAUAAGAACGCAUACUUGUGGUGAGUUGCGAAUUGUUAAUGUUGGACAGCAUGUUGUGUUAAAUGGGUGGGCUCAGAAAAUCCAAAACGAGAACUUGUCUAAUAAUAAAAAACCCGAUUUGCUUGAAAAAUUAUCCAACUUAUCCAUCGAAAGCGUUAUUUCUAUACAAGGCAUGGUUAUGGGGCGACCUAAAGAAACUAUAAAUAAAAAUAUGGAAACUGGAGAAAUUGAAGUGGAAAUUAAUGAAUUAGUUUGCUUAAAUCCUGCAAUCAAAUUACCAUUUUUUGUUUCAGAUAAAUCGCCUAAUGAAGAAGUCAGAUUCAAACAUAGAUUCGUUGAUUUAAGAAGUGAACUUCUCCAGAAAAAUCUUCGUAAACGCUCUUUAACAUCAUCAAUUAUUCGUGACUUUCUUAAAAGUGAAGGAUUUCUCGAGGUAGAAACACCUAUAUUAUUUAAAUCAACUCCAGAAGGUGCACGAGAAUUUAUUGUACCAACAAGAACAAAAGGGUCAUUUUACGCUUUAACACAAAGCCCACAACAAUACAAACAAUUACUUAUGGCAGGAGGAAUUGACAAAUAUUUUCAAUUUGCAAAAUGUUUUCGUGAUGAGGAUUUAAGAACUGAUCGUCAACCAGAAUUUACUCAAAUUGAUUUGGAAAUAUCAUUCAUUUCAAUGUCUGGUAUCAAAUCACUAAUCGAGAAAUUGUUGGUUAAAAUAUGGAAGGAUGCUUUAAACAUUGAUUUAAAUCCAUUUCCUACGAUUUCUUAUGAAAAAGCUAUGUCUAAGUAUGGUUCUGAUAAGCCAGAUACACGAUAUGAAAUGGAGAUUAAAAAUAUAUCACAAUAUUUAUCUGAUAUUUUGGAAAAUUCUUCAGAAAUUAUUGAAUGCCUUGUCAUUAAAAAGAGUGAUAAUUCCAUUCUAAGUCAAAUCAAACACCUAAUUUCAUCUCAUAAUGAUCCAGAAAUUAAGUUGUCAAGUGAUAACAUUGAUCUACUCAAAAUUACACCAAAAAAUAUAGAUUCAUGGUUAUCUAAAUCAAAAAUUAUACAAAAGUCAUCUUUAAUAAAAUCAUCUCAAGACAUAUUAACAAAUGUAUUAAAUGUCGAAGUUGGUGAUUUGAUUGUCUUAAAUAUAAGAAACAAAUUUUCUUCAGGAAGUUGGACACCUUUAGGUCGUAUUCGGGUUAUAGCAGCAAAACUUUUACAAUCAAAAGGAUUAAUGAAAAUUGACAGUUCACAAUAUAACUUUUUAUGGGUUGAUUCAUUCCCAUUAUUUACCGAUGGUGAUGAUACUGGACGUUUAAUAUCGAAUCAUCAUCCAUUCACUGCACUAAUGCCAGAAGAUAUCGAUUUACUUGAUAAAAAUCCUGAAAAAGUUCGUGGCCAGCAUUAUGAUUUGGUGUUGAAUGGUGUUGAAAUAGGUGGUGGUUCUAUUCGUAUACACUCUCCAAUUUUACAAGAUAAAAUAUUUAAUGAUAUUUUAAAGUUAAAUCAAGAGGAAAAAGAAAGUUUUAGUCAUUUAAUAGCUGCUUUGGGAUCUGGGUGUCCGCCGCAUGGUGGUAUUGCAUUAGGAUUUGACCGUCUCAUGGCAAUUAUUUGUAAUACCGACUCUAUUAGGAAUGUCAUGGCAUUUCCAAAAACUACAUCUGGAAACGACUUGACUGUAUCAAAUGAUAAUAUUAAUGAAUGGUUUACCACUACAACUAGUUUUUUGUUGAUAAAAAUUUUCUAA